UGUAAUUUGCGUUUCAUAAUGAUGGAUUAUGAGAAAGCAUCGAUGAACGCUGUCCAUGAACAGUUUGCUCAUGCAUCUCUACGAGGCUGUUGGUUUCAUUACUGUCAAGCUGUUCUUAAAAAGUGGAAACGAUUAGGACUUUUGAAAGCACCAUAUAAAAUAGUAUCCAUGGCAAUGACAUUAGCAUUAACACCAUCAGAAAUGUUUGCAGAAGGUUUAAACCUCAUGCAGACAAUUGCUGAUGAAGAAUUUGAAAAUUAUCCUAACGUAUUGGUCUUUGAGAUAUAUGAGAAACACAUGGCUUCCAAUAGAAAAAAAAAACAAGUGUAUAUGGAUGCCCAAUUAGGACUAACAAUCUUGUGGAAUCAUUUCAUAGUAUUAUGUUGA
Molecule: messenger RNA, 387 nt
Organism: Solenopsis invicta (red fire ant)
Lineage: Eukaryota; Metazoa; Arthropoda; Insecta; Hymenoptera; Formicidae
Exons: 2
Coding region: 19-387 (122 amino acids)
Source: RefSeq, a predicted model, not a curated record